UGUCGGUCCCGCUCCCGUUCCGGUUCCCGUUCCCGGUGUCAUUCCCGUCCCUGUCCCCGCUCAGGUCCCCGUCCCGGUCCCCGCUCCGGUUCCCGAUGCUGCUGUCGGUCCCGCUCCGGUUCCCGCUCCCGCUCCCGAUGUCCGUCCCGGUGCCGCUCCCGUUUCGGUCCCGGUUCCCGGUGUCGGUCCCGUUGCUCCUGGCCGCGCUGCUGUCGGUCCCGUCCCCGUGCCGCGCUCUCUCGUCCUGCCGCUCCCUGGACCUGGAGGCGGCGCGGCUGAAGCGCAUCGAGGCGGUGCGGGGGCAGAUCCUCAGCAAGCUCCGGUUACCGGUCCCGCUCCCGGUGCCAUUCCGGUUCCCGUCCCGGUUCCCUGUCCCGUUCCCGUUCCCGCUGUCCGUCCCGGUGCUGCUGUCGGUCCUGUUCCCGCUCCGGUUCCCGUUCCCGUUCCGGUUCUCGUUCCCGUUCCCGGUGUCGCUCCCGGUGUCGUUCCCGUUCCCAUUCCCAUUCCCGUUCCGGUUCCCGUUCCCGAUGUCGCUCCCGGUGUCGGUCCCGUUCCGGUCCCCGUUCCGGUUCCCGUUCCCGAUGUCGCUCCCGGUGUCAUUCCCGUCCCCGUCCCCAUCCCCGUCCCCGUCCCCGUCCCGGCUCCGGUUCCCGUCCCCGUCCCGGUUCCCGUUCCGGUUCUCGCUCCCGGUGUCGUUCCCGUUCCCAUUCCCAUUCCCGUUCCCGUUCCGGUUCCCGGUGUCCGUCCCGCUGCUGUUGUCGGUCCUGUUUCCGUUCCGGUUCCCGGUGUCGUUCCCGGUGUCGGUCCCGCUCCCGUCCCCGUCCCGGUCCCGGUCCCCGCUCCGGUUCCCGUUCCUGCUGGCCGCGCUGCUGUCGGUCCCGUCCCCGUGCCGCGCUCUCUCGUCCUGCCGCUCCCUGGACCUGGAGGCGGCGCGGCUGAAGCGCAUCGAGGCGGUGCGGGGGCAGAUCCUCAGCAAGCUCCGGUUACCGGCGCCGCCCCCGGAGCCGGGCCCGGUGCCGGCGGCGCUGCCCGAGGAGGUGCGGGCGCUGUACAACAGCACCCGGGAGCUGCUGCGGCAGCGCGCCCGGCGGCGGCUGCGCGGCGAGGAGCCGCGGGACUACUACGGGCAGGAGCUGCUGCGGUUCCCCAUGGAGAGCCCCGGGCACGGUGACACGCAGCGCUGGCGCCCCUCCCCCCGCAGUCUCUAUUUCGUGUUUAACAUUUCCCAAAUUCGGGCCGGGCUGGGCCGGGCUGAGCUGAGCCGGGCUGAGCUGCGCAUGGUGCGCCAGGGGACAUUGGGGACAUCGGGGACAGCGGGGACAGCGGGGACAUCGGCAGGGACAUCGGUCCUGGGGACGGAGCAGAGAGUCGAGCUCUACCAGGGAUUCGGGAACUCCUCCUGGCGGUAUCUCCACGGCCGCUCCGUCAUUGUCACCGCUGAGGACGAGUGGCUCUGGUUCGACGUCACCGACACCGUCCGGCAGUGGCUGCGCGGCUCAGAACCGCUGGGUGUGUUCCGGCUCAGCGCCCACUGCCCGUGUGACUCCGGCGGCCCCGGGGACGCCCCAAACCUCAAAAUCUCCAUCGAAGGCUUCGAGCAGCAGCGCGGUGACAUGCAGAGCAUCGCGCGGCGUCACCGCCGUGUCCCCCACGUCCUGGCCAUGGCGCUGCCACCCGAGCGCGCCCAGGCCCUGCACGGCCACCGGCAGCGGCGGGAGCUGGAGGGACAGCACUGCGGGGGCCCGGAGGAGGGGAGCUGCUGCGUGCGGCCGCUGUGGAUCGAUUUCCGCCGGGACCUGCAGUGGAAGUGGAUCCACGAGCCCCGCGGCUACAUGGCCAAUUUCUGCGGGGGGGGCUGCGCCUACAUCUGGGGGGGCGACAGCCACCACACCAAGGUUUUGGCGCUGUACAACCUGCACAACCCGGGCGGUUCGGCGGCGCCGUGCUGCGUGCCGCACACUCUGGAGCCGCUGCCCAUCGUUUACUACGUGGGGCGAAAGGCGCGCGUGGAGCAGCUCUCGGGGAUGGUGGUCAGCUCCUGCAAGUGCAGCUGACCCCCAAAAACCCCCAAAUUCACCCCAAAAAAAUCCCCAAAUUCACCCCAUAAAUCCCCGCGUUCACCCCAAAAAAUUCCGCCUUUGUUCCGCGCUGUUGGACCAAUAAAUGUUAUUUAAUUUCUA
Taeniopygia guttata (zebra finch) is the source of this 2180-nucleotide messenger RNA. The record is from RefSeq and is a predicted model, not a curated record. NCBI's taxonomy places the organism in Eukaryota, Metazoa, Chordata, Aves, Passeriformes, Estrildidae.